This is a messenger RNA of Magnolia sinica, 1757 nucleotides long. RefSeq names its product UPF0481 protein At3g47200-like. The record is from RefSeq and is a predicted model, not a curated record. The transcript has 2 exons. Lineage: Eukaryota; Viridiplantae; Streptophyta; Magnoliopsida; Magnoliales; Magnoliaceae. Bases 16 to 1704 code for a protein of 562 amino acids.
GGGUGGUUUUCAUCGAUGGAGGUCAACAAUGAUGGGAGUCCACCUCGGCCCGAAGGCCUCAAGACCUCACCUGAGCCCUCCAAACGCACGUCUCCCGGGCACGAGCUUACUUCCUCAAGCACCAGCUCACCACCACCCAAGCCCCCCAGACCCACCUCGCCCGAGCACAAGCUUAAUUACUCAAGCACCAGCUCACCACCGUCCGAACCCCCCAUACCAGCCUCGCCUGAGUCCGAGCUUGCCUCCUCAAGCACCAGCUCACCACCGCCCGAGCCCCCCAGGCACACCCCGCCCCCACCGGCUCUUGCUUCCUCAAGCAACACUGCACCACCAGACGGCGGCGAUCAGAACGAAUGGGUAAUCUCUAUCAAAGAAAGACUAGAUCAAUUUUCUCAACUGGACAAGGAAGUUUGGUCCAGAUAUUCCAUCUUUCGGGCCCCAAGCAACCUUCGAAAAAUGGAGCCCGAGGCCUACACACCCCAGUUCAUCUCCAUUGGCCCCUUUCACAGAGGCGAGCCCCACCUUCGAUUAAUGGAAGCUCACAAAUGGCGUUUCCUCCAUCGUUCCCUCGACCGCACCCGGCAAGAUCUGGAUGUCUACAUCAGGGCCAUCUCACCACACGUUGCUGAAACACGUGGAUACUAUGCGCUGAUCACUGACCACAUGAGCAAUCAAGAAUUCCUCGAGAUGAUGCUGCUUGACUCUUGCUUCAUCAUUGAAUUGCUCAUUGCAGUGGCCCAAGGCCUCAGCCGCCGCGACGAUGACCCACUCUUCGAUGUCCGUGCGGUUGUCCUAGAGAUCCGAAGAGACAUGUUAUUGCUCGAGAACCAAAUCCCAUUCUUCAUCCUGGAAAAAUUGCUCCCACUCACUGCAGGAUCAUACUUCAAGGACUACUCACUGAGUCAACUCGCUCUCUUCUUCUUUAACUGGUCCGUCCCUGGAAACAUCACGAAGCAAAAGACUCGCGACACAGGAAAUGAGAAAGUACUGCAUUUUCUCCAUCUUAUACGGCAAAGCCUCAUACCAUUACAAUAUAUGCGGCCUCCACCGCCACCUCCACCGCCGCCGCCGCCACCACCACCAUCAUCAUCAUCACGAUGGCCCCCUUCUAAAUUUAUAGAUACUUAUGAACACAAACAUCUGACGAUGCGAUGUGUCUCCAUGUUAGUGGACUCUGGGGUGAAGUUCAGGAAGAGAAUGUCGAGCAGAUUGACGAACAUCGAAUUUGACUUCAAAAGAGGCAUUCUCAAGAUCCCACCAUUGGUAGUUGACGACUCCACCAAGUCUAUCUUACUUAACCUCAUGGCCUUCGAGCAGUGCUACCCCAAAUGUAGUGAUGAUAUCAGUUCCUACGUUGUUUUCAUGGACGGGCUGAUCAACACACCAGGAGACGUUGCCCAUCUGCAACAGAAAGGGAUUAUCAACUACCACCUAGGGAGUGAGAAGGCCGUGGCCCAGCUCUUCAAUGAUCUAUGUCGAGAUAUCAGCAUAGAUUACAUGUAUGGCUCUCAUGUCUUCGCCCUUUGUUUGGAGUUGAAUAAGUAUGUCUCGCUUAAGUGUCCCACUUGGAAGGCCAGCUUGAGGCGCGAGCACUUUCGCCAUCCGUGGUCCAUCAUAUCCCUCGGGGCUGCUGUUUUCAUCAUCGGCCUCACGCUGACGCAGGCCGUGUAUGCCAUCCUAGCCUACCAUAUUCAUCACUCUUAGACGGAUGGUUCAUCUCUUUCUUCUUCUUUAAUCUCCACCAUUGUUUUACUCCU